UUGCGACCAACCCACCUGGGGGGUUGUUUACCUUUCCCCUUCGCACCGCAAUUCGCCUCUCGUCUCUUGCGCAUUCCAUCCAUCCACAACUUUCAUCACCCUCCUCUCGUUUCUCAGCUUUGCUAACUUUUCUUGAGAGCCCAUCUCUUCCGAAGAUUCCACUCCCGAGCGCCCAUCCCCCUAGAGCCUCCCGUCUGUUGCCGUUAGCCUCCCAGCGCGUCCCCUUGAGAAUCCCCGUUCGCGGCAUCGUCUGUCUCCCACCGCUUCACUGACGACUGCCGACGGUCGGGCUGCAUGAUCUCACCGUCACGGGGUAGCUUCAAGUAAGUUACUUGCUGCCGAGGUCUUCCGCGCUCCGCCGCAUCAGAGUCGACUCCAGCGCGCCAUCUGCCCUUUUUCUUCUCCGCCUGCGCCGCCAUGGCGCGUCCCCGCGCUCCCCUCUCCGCAAUCCCGGGCCUUUGCGGUGUGAUUUUCUGCGCGCUCGCGGUUUUCCUCCCCACGACCUCCGCCGCGACUUCCGCCGGGACUCCCGCCGCAGAUGUCGCCGUGCUUCUCGCCUUCAAAGCCGCCGUCACCAACGACUCGCUCGGCGUGCUCGACACGUGGACCGCCGGCCCCACCGCCUGCGCAUUCAGCGGCGUGUCUUGCGCAGGAAGCGAGCCGGACCGCGUCUCCGCUAUCAUUCUGUCGCAGGGGUUUUUAGAGGGGCAGCUUAUAUCGGAUAUUGGGAAAUUGGACCAGUUAGAGGCGCUGGAGCUGGAUGGUAACCAGUUCUCUGGCGACAUUCCCGACGAAAUCAGCCAGUUGACGAAACUGAGCGUGCUGAGUUUCGCUCAAAACCAGUUUACCGGGCAGAUAAAAGAAAUCUUCUCUACACUCAUCGGUCUGCACUCCCUCUCUCUCUGCUCGAACCUCCUGACGGGUAGCCUGCCCUCGCAGAUUUUUAAGCUGCCCGACCUUGAGCUGAUCGACGUCAGCAACAACCAGCUGACCGGCGGUCUGCCCGGAAACGCUUUUCGUUUCGCGACUGCCCUGACGUCCUUGUCUGUCGGGGUGAACAGUAUGUCCGGGCAGAUCCCGAAAACAAUCUCCGCCAUGUCUUCCCUAGUAUCCCUAGACCUUCGCGCGAACGCGUUUUCCGGCGCACUCCCUUCAGCUCUCGGCCACCUCCCCCAUUUAGAGUACCUCGAUAUCACCGUGAACUCGUUUACUGGCGGGAUUCCCAGCAGCUUCGCCAAUCUCGACUCGAUACAAGCACUUAUCAUGGCGAAUUGCGGGUUAUCGGGUCACAUUCCAUCGGUUAUUUUCAACCGCAUAUCCGACACUCUCCAAGUCAUCGAUGUAGGCAUUAACGCGUUUACAGGCAGCAUUUCCAAAUUCGCUACACUCACCCAAGCCAUCUAUAUCGAGUUGUCCGAUAACGAGUUCACAGGGGGCAUCUCGGGCGCGUUCGGCUCGCUCCCCAACCUGCAGCAGAUCGGCGCGUCCAAUAACCAGCUGACAGGUGGCCUGCCGUCCGCCCUGGCAAACGCGCCGAGCCUGGGGAACAUUAUCUUCGACGGCAACCGGCUGACAGGCAAGCUGUCUUCUGCCUUCAACUGUGCGAAGCAGGGUCUCAUGUCGCUCUACCUGGCCAACAACCAGCUGUCCGGCGCCAUCCCCUCCUCCCUCGCCAACUGCAAGGCCACGUUCUACCAGCUCGACCUCUCCAACAACUCCUUUUCCGGCCGCAUUCCGCCCGCGCUGGGCAGCCUCGCCGAGGUCCGGAACUUUUCGCUUGCCCGGAACAAUUUCUCGGGCAGCAUCCCUGCUGCCCUGGCAGGGAUGAAAAGCAUGGAGGUGCUUGACCUGUCGUUCAACCAGCUCGAGGGUUCAAUUCCUGCUGCGCUCGGUACGCUAGAGGGUUUGCAAGAGGUGCAUCUUCAGGGGAAUGGUCUUUCUGGUCCGGUGCCGACCCAGUGGGCUGCUUUUCCUGAAGCGUCUUUCACACCUGGGAAUGCUGGUCUGUGCGGCGCCCCUUUAGCUGCCUGUGCUGUUGCAAGACGGCUGCUGGCCCUUGCAUAAACACACUAGUUAUGCAAUACUUACGUACCUCUGUGGCACAACCGGUUCAUGCUUCUAUUGCUACCCUCCGAGCCUUCUUUCACUCCUGGGGAUGCCAGCUCGAGUGGUGCAUGCAAUGCUUGACGAAUGCGACCAUUCCCCUGAAGAUGCACACUUCUGGCUCUUACUCCUGAGCUGCUCAGCUCGCUGCAGAGCCCACUUCAUUUGCUUGGAUAGAUAACUCGUCUUCCUUACUCCUAUUUUCGUGGCACAUGGCAGUCUUCAGGCUUGUGGUAAUACUUAAA
Closterium sp. NIES-67 is the source of this 2348-nucleotide messenger RNA. The record is from the annotation of a GenBank genome assembly. Lineage: Eukaryota; Viridiplantae; Streptophyta; Zygnematophyceae; Desmidiales; Closteriaceae.